AUGGAGCAACAACAACAACAGCAGAAACACCAACAACAUCAGCAGCACCAGGGACAACCCAGCCGCAUCACAACACCCUACCUAUCACCUCCACAGCUCCCCCCGAAAUCGGUCGUCACAACCAACAAAUCACCUCACAAUCCUCACGACCUUCGUCAUCCUACAACCCUGACACACUCUUACAGCCCACAUCCUCUUCGCAACCCUCACUAUACAUGCAACAUUCACUAUCCUACAACUCUGACACAUUCUUACAACCCUCGCUAUCUUCACAACCCUUUCCAUCUCACAACCUUCACCCUCUUCACAUUCAUUCACAUCCUCACAACCACACAUCCUCACAACCACCAAUCCUCACAACCCUCACACAUCAUAACAACCCUCACACUUCCUCAUUCUCACAACUCUCACACAUCUUCACAACCCCCACAUCUUCAUAACUAUCACACAUCUUCACAAGCCUCACAUAUCCUCACAACCGUCAUCCAUCCUCACAACCCUCACACAUCUUCAUCCUCACAACCCCCAUAUAUCCUUACAAUCCCCACAACCCCCACAUCCUCACAACCCCCACAUCCUCACAACCCCCACACAUCCUCACAACCCCCACAUCCUCACAACCCUCACACAUCCUUAUAA
This is a messenger RNA of Penaeus monodon (black tiger shrimp), 639 nucleotides long. Its product is annotated as soluble scavenger receptor cysteine-rich domain-containing protein SSC5D-like. NCBI's taxonomy places the organism in Eukaryota, Metazoa, Arthropoda, Malacostraca, Decapoda, Penaeidae. The record is from RefSeq and is a predicted model, not a curated record. The coding region runs from base 1 to 639 and encodes 212 amino acids. The transcript is spliced from 2 exons.